Messenger RNA from Xylaria bambusicola, 1879 nucleotides. RefSeq lists its product as uncharacterized. Gene Ontology annotation, biological process: regulation of transcription by RNA polymerase II. The record is from RefSeq and is a predicted model, not a curated record. Gene Ontology annotation, molecular function: zinc ion binding; DNA-binding transcription factor activity, RNA polymerase II-specific. The transcript has 3 exons. Lineage: Eukaryota; Fungi; Ascomycota; Sordariomycetes; Xylariales; Xylariaceae. The coding region runs from base 477 to 1712 and encodes 411 amino acids.
CAACAGCUCACGAAGAAUAUAAUACAUUCUAAAGAAGCGAUAGUCGAGUUGAUAUCAAAAGUACGGAAUACACCGGAACGUAACGGAAUAGCCUUUCAUACAGCAUAGGUACACUCGACCAUGCCACAUCCACGUCAGAAAGGUUUGAAGAUGAUUCAUUUGACUGUCCCGCCCCAGCCGCUCAUUGAUUAUUAUGGUUGAGUUGGGUAAAACAGAUCCCCCUCGACCCCCAAUAGCCCAUAGCCCGUAGGUAUUCUUGGCACGCUAAUGCCUAACGAAUCGCGCUGAACUUGGCGAGACCUCGAGAAAAGAUGCUCUGUACAUGACUCUGUUCGUCUUAUACCCUACACACCAGUAAGGAGACAAGGGAGGUUAUUGAUUCUCCCGGUUUACUGUGCCAAGUUACCAAAGCCGGACCAAGACUUGAUCCUGCAGCCUUUACAUGUAAUAAUACCGGGCCUAGUUGAACAUUUGAUAUGGCGAAUGAGGUACGACGCGGCGUCGCUAGACCGCGACUGUAUCAUACCAAGUCGAGGACCGGGUGUGCGCGUUGUCGUUCCCGCAGAGUGAAGUGCGACGAAACCCGACCCGUCUGUCAUAAUUGCCAUCGGCACAACGUCAGCUGUGAGUAUGAUCGAGUACCCAAUGCGAACAUGUGUGUCUUGGGUGUAUCGUUGCCCUCGUCUCCACCCAGCAGCACCAGCAGCCGUAGCACAAGACCAUCAACACCAGCGCUGGCGCCAAACACGGCAUUCCCGGGCCAGGAGGUUGCAACAGCGCAACAUGAGUAUUGGAAGCUACGCGUGUUCCAUCACUUCGCCGUCGCCACUAGCGGUACGCUUGCCGGCAGUCAUAUCCCCGCCGUGAAAGACUGCUGGUCGUCGCAGGUCCCAAUCCUAGCGCUCGACCACAGAUCACUUCUCAAUGCGAUCUUGGCCAUCUCUGCUCUUCAUCUCAUAUCAUCGGGACACAGCGACCAUGAGCUCAGGUCUUUUCGGGCCAUGUCCCUUAACGUAGCCCUCGAGGCACAUCGGGAAGCGCUGAGCCUGGUACGUAAGCAGGAAACAGCCGAUGCCGCCUGUUUCACCUCCAUAUUGCUACUCGUCGACGCUUUUGCCUCCCUGCGUCAUCGUCCACUUGACAAUACAUACCAGCCGCCCAUGCAGUGGCUGCGACUCACCCACGGCGUGCGCUGUGUUAUCGAGGCCUUAUCCUCGCUAGUCCAAACUACCGGGGUGAAGUCCCCGGCAAGUAUUAUGCCUAUUAUAACAUCUUUUUCACAGGACCGAUACCUGUCAGGCCGGGAUAGCACUGGCCGUUUCUCUCACUUGCUUCAGCCCUUGCCUGAUGAGACACCAUUCUCUCGUGAGACCCUCGAUGCAUAUCGCGAGGCCGUCAAUCUCCUUGACUCGAUCGAGGCGGCCGCCGAGUCGAGGGAACCAGCACGUGCUAUUAGUCGAGGGCUGAUGUCUUUUGCCUGCCUCGUCCCAGCGCAAUUUCUGCAACUGGUGGAAACGAAUGAGCCGCGUGCUUUGGUCAUUCUCGCCCAUCUGUUCGCGCUGUGCGCGCAUGCUAGGGACCUGUGGUGGGUGGGCGACACACCAUACCGUGAGGUCAUCGCUAUAGGAGAUUAUCUACCGCUUACAAUGAAAUCCCUCGUCGAGUGGCCGCAAAAAUUGGUCACUCAAAUAUACAUCUUAGAUAAAUCUUAGGUGCUAUACUAUUAUCAUGCAUCCUCAUGCAGCUUCCCCGCGCUUCCAACACUAGCCCUACCAACAGCACUUGCGUCAAGGUCAGCAACGGCACCUGCUUCACUUGUCUUGCUGUUCCAGGGUUUCGGUGCUAUAUCUCAAGUAGGCAGUGAAAAUGCCGGGUGUAU